UAUAAUAAUUCAAAUAUUGUGUGGGGUUGGGGGAGGGCGCCCUACCGCUCUGCAUAGCUCUCCAUCUCCCAAGAAGUUGUAUCAGUAUCACAGUUCAUAGAUUGCAUCAUGAUUAUUGAUUUGAAUGCCAACAACAUUGGAUAGAGCUGUUAACCCACUUCUGAGUUCUGCAUCACAACUGUUUGUUAAAAUGUCUCAGAGGAACAACACGGCCAAGGCCACUGUUAUUAGGGUCAGCAACAGAAAAAGGAAACAAACUUUGGUGGAAGAACACCUUCAACUACAAGACAUAGAGGAUUCAGCACCUUCUUCUUGCUCCUCCUCAUUCACCAAAGAUGAGAUUCACAAACUGAGGCUAGCCUUGUUGGAAUGGUAUGACAACAACCACAGGGAUCUUCCAUGGAGAACUUUCAAGAAUGCUUCCAAUGGCAAUGAUGAUGAAGAAGAAGAAGAUGAAGAGGUGCAAAGGAGGGCUUAUGGUGUGUGGGUUUCUGAGGUGAUGCUUCAACAAACAAGGGUUCAGACUGUUAUUGCUUAUUACAACCGUUGGAUGAAGAAAUGGCCCACUAUUCAUCAUCUAGCUCAAGCUUCUCUUGAGGAAGUAAAUGAAAUGUGGGCAGGUUUGGGCUACUAUCGAAGAGCUCGUUUUCUUUUUGAGGGUGCGAAGAAAAUCGUUGCAGAAGGAGGAAGGAUUCCUAAAAUGGCUUCCAUGCUACAAAAAAUUCCUGGAAUUGGGGAGUAUACAGCCGGAGCAAUUGCCUCUAUAGCAUUCAACGAGGCAGUACCUGUUGUUGAUGGGAACGUGGUAAGGGUGAUUGCUAGAUUAAGGGCCAUUUCUGCUAAUCCAAAAGAUUCAGCAACUGUUAGGAGAUUUUGGAAAGUAGCAGCUCAGUUGGUCGAUCCUCUUCGGCCAGGGGACCUCAAUCAAUCCCUGAUGGAACUUGGGGCAACCGUGUGCACGCCUUUGAAUCCAAGCUGCUCAUCAUGUCCAGUAUCAGAAUUUUGUAAAGCACUGUCAAUUUCUAAAGAAGAUACUUCCGUAGUGGUAACAGAUUAUCCUGUAAAGGGCACGAAGGUUAAACAAAGAUGCGACUUUAGUGCUGUAUGUGUUGUUGAGUUACUUGGAGCUGAUACAAUCUCAGACGAAAAACAGUCGACAAGCAAAUUUAUUCUUGUAAAAAGGCCUGAUGAAGGAUUGCUUGCCGGUCUCUGGGAGUUUCCAUCUGCCUCUUUGGAUGGCGAAACUGCUUCAUUGGCUAGAAGAGAGGCAACGAAUUCCUUCUUGAAAAAUGUUCUCAAAAUUGACACCAAAAGCAAAAGGACUUGCAAUAUUGUUUUGAGGGAAGAUGUUGGGGAAUUUGUUCACAUUUUCAGUCACAUUCGCCUCAAGUUGUAUGUCGAAUUACUAGUGUUGCAAUUGAAAGGGAAAGUAGAAGAUUUGUUGAGUAGCCAUGGAAAUGAAACUACAAAUUGGAAAUGCGUUGACGGCAAUUCGCUUUCAAGUAUGGGACUAACAACCAGUGUAAGAAAGGUAUACAACUUGGUUCAAAAGUUCAAGCAGAAAAGUUUUCCUUCCCAUGUGCCUGCUAAAAAGAGAAGUAGAACAACCAGAAGAAACAUAGUCUAGUACAAGGUUGGGAGCAUGGUUCAAACUUGCUACCUUGUGCUUACCUAAAUUAAAUAUAACAACACUGAAAUAUUUUUCUCUUGUAUUUUUAGAGUUCAUUGCUAAGGUGCUUUCUUUACUUUGUAACUUAUGUUCAGCAAAGAAUCAAGAGGACAAACCUAUAUGACAUAAUUUAUGUAUUCUAUACCUCUACCAAA
Arachis duranensis is the source of this 1824-nucleotide messenger RNA. Its product is annotated as adenine DNA glycosylase. The record is from RefSeq and is a predicted model, not a curated record. NCBI's taxonomy places the organism in Eukaryota, Viridiplantae, Streptophyta, Magnoliopsida, Fabales, Fabaceae. Gene Ontology annotation, biological process: base-excision repair; mismatch repair. Gene Ontology annotation, molecular function: purine-specific mismatch base pair DNA N-glycosylase activity; 8-oxo-7,8-dihydroguanine DNA N-glycosylase activity; adenine/guanine mispair binding. The coding region runs from base 125 to 1627 and encodes 500 amino acids. The transcript is spliced from 7 exons. Gene Ontology annotation, cellular component: nucleus.